This is a messenger RNA of Staurois parvus, 342 nucleotides long. The record is from the annotation of a GenBank genome assembly. Lineage: Eukaryota; Metazoa; Chordata; Amphibia; Anura; Ranidae.
UGUCCCUCGGACAGAGCGGAUCACCGAUCAACGGAAAGAGCCGAAGAUGUCGGCUCGGUCAUGUGAUCAGCUGUGGCACUGAUGAUCAGUGUGCCCUGAUGAUCUGUGUAGCCCCAGCAGUGCCACCUGUCAGAGUCCAUCAGUGCCAGCUGUCAGUGCUCAUCCAUGCCACCUGCCAGUGCCCAUCAUUUCCACAUCAAUGCCACUUUUAAGUGCCUACCAGUGCACAUCAAUGCCACAUAUCAGUGCCCAUCUGAGCUGCCUUUCAGUGUCACCCAUCAGUGCCAGUCAGUGCCACCUAUCAGUGCUGCCAGUCAGUGCCGCCUAUCAGUGCCAGUCAGU